GGGCAUUUGCCCAGCGAUCCUGAAGAAAGUCCACCUUCUUUCCCUCCCGGGAUCACAUGCAGAGGAGGAUGGAGAAGAGGAAGCAGCAGCAGCAUCUGCCUUGAGGAGCAUGCCUUCUCUUCUUCCCCAUCUGGAGGAUGCUCUGUCCUGGCACACCCAGCCACAACAGCUGUUGAAGUAAAAAUCAUCUUUAUGUCUGGACUCCCAAGGCAAGAUCCUUUCAGAGCUUAGAACAUUUUCUGGAAUCAAACACCUUUUCACCAGCAACAGUCCAAAAAGGACUAUAAUAUGGAUGUAGAAUUUCAAGACUAUAGUAACAGGACAGUUGCUUCAGAGAACAUCUCUGCUCCUUCCGUGGGUUCCAAUUUUCCUGCCUGGGAAGACUAUAAAAACAGUGUGGAUGACAUACAGUACUUUCUUAUAGGUCUGUACACUUUGAUCAGUCUUGCUGGUUUUCUGGGAAACCUGCUUAUUCUUGUGGCUUUGGGGAAAUGCAAGCAAAAAACAAUAAUAAACUUUCUUAUUGGGAACUUAGCCUUUUCAGAUACUUUAGUGGUACUCUUCUGCUCUCCCUUCACCUUGACAUCUGUUCUACUUGAUCAUUGGAUGUUUGGCACAAUCUUGUGCCAUGUGAUGCCCUUCCUCCAGUGUGUGUCUGUCCUGGUUUCAACUUGGAUGUUGAUUUCUAUUGCGGUGGUCAGGUACUGCUUGAUACGCCACCCUCUUUCUAGCAACUUGACACUGAAACAUGGUUGCUACCUCAUUUUGGUCAUCUGGACUCUUGGUUUGGUCUUUUGCUCUCCUCUGCUUGUUUUCCACAAGAUUGUUGAUUUUCAAGAUGCCUUUAAUCUAGAAGCACUCAAAAGCAAGCACUUGUGUGUUGAGGCAUGGCCAUCUACUUGGUACCGAAUUGCUUUCACUAUUUCCUUAUUACUCAUGCAGUACAUCUUGCCUUUGGUUUGUUUAACUGUAAGUCAUACCAGAGUCUGUAAGUCUGUUAGUUCCAGAUUGUCUGGCAAAGAAAACAAGUUGGAAGAGAAUGAGAUGAUAAAUUUAACCCUUCAUGAGCCCAAACACCAUGGACAGCUUUCUAGCUCUGAGAGGUGGAGUUAUACUUUUGUCAGGAAGCACCGAAAGAGGUACAGUAAGAAGACUGCUAGUGUGAUGCCUGCAAUCUUAAGGCACCAUCAGGAUCUUAAUUCUGGAGGUCUCCCUGAAACAUUAGGCACUGAAAGAAGUCAGCUCUCUUCAUCUGGCCAAUUUAUACCAGGGAUACCUAUUUGUUUUGAGGCAAAACCGGAGAAUUCAGAAGCACUGGAUGGGAUUACAAUACCCCGACCCACCAUUCAGAUUAAGAAAAGAUCUCGGAAGGUUUUCUGUCGACUGACUGUGCUGAUCAUAGUUUUUGCUGUAAGCUGGAUGCCCCUUCAUGUUUUCCAUGUUGUAACUGACUUCAAUGGCAAUCUCAUCUCAAACAAGCAUUUUAAAUUGGUCUACUGCAUUUGUCAUUUGUUGGGCAUGAUGUCUUGCUGUAUAAAUCCAAUUUUGUAUGGGUUUCUGAACAAUGGCAUAAAAGCUGAUUUGUUGUCCCUUUUAUCAUGCUUACAAAUAUCAUGAUUCUCGACAAAUUAAGAGUAAGAUGUUCAACACAUUUACUAUGCCCACAGGCUACCUAAACUGUGGGAUAUUUAAUCUUGUGAAAAUGAGUGAUGGCAAGUUGUGGCUUAGAAUUUAUUGUGAGAAUGAUUAACUCACUGCUUAGUUGAUACAGUAUCUGGAUACACUUCUCCACUUAUGCAGACAUGUCAGAUAAUCAGGUUUCAAGUAGUCACUCCAUGGCCACCUCAUUCUUACAACUGGUACCAUCUUCAGACUGGAAACGCAGGCCAGUUUUUCAGUUGAGUCUUCUAUUUGAGGUUCAAAAGAUAGUAGUAGUUCUUGUUCUUUCCCAUCAAGAUGGCUCUGACUUAUAAAAGCCCUUUUUAAGGUUUUCAUGGCAAAUUUUAUUGAAAGGAGAUUUACCCUUGCAUUCCUCUUAGUCUGAGAGAAUGUGACUUGCCCAAGGUCACCCAUUGGGUUUCUAUGACUUCAUCCAACACUCAGACCUCUACACCAUACUGUCUCUUUUCACAAGGCGUAUUAAUUUUUGUGUGUUACGUACAUGGAGAGAUACUAAAUCAUAGCUCAGGUCCACAAAUUUCUAUCAAACAUUGCUUUACCAGUAUUAAAAGAUAUGUAGACUACAAAUCUCGCUAUGAAACAUGCAAAGAGAUAAUCAGCAGUUGUUAUUGUUUUGUUAAUCAUUUAUUGUUAAAAUAAACUCAUUGAUGCUUUAAAAAAGUUUUUAAGCAAAUUAAAAUAAAUGUCUACUUGUAUGUAUUAAUGGAAACAAAACUGGUAUUCAUUUUAUUACAUAAUGUGAAAGAUUUCUUAAAAAAUCUUUUAUGGGGACUUAAGGAGUCAAGUCAGCUGAAAGGAACAAUAUGCAGAAAUGACAUCUGCUUCUUACAGUGUAGAAAUAUUACGUUUUAAAAGUUGAUAGGAUUUUGCGUAGUUGUAAUAAAAGGUUAAAUAAAACUAUUACCCAAUCCAGCUUUCGGAUAAUAAAAGAGAUUUUAAAAAGAGGGAAAGGAGGAGGAAGAGAGAAAAAGAAAGAAUGCACAGAAGAAGCAUAUUCUUCAUGGAACUCUGGAUGGAAUAUGGUCACAUACAGGACAAGUACAAAGGAGUGCUUCCCAGCAUAAUAUAUAGGAAGUAGCCCAAAAUUUCUAAUUGUUCAUUUUUCAAUGUUCUUACCACCUGAUUUGUUGCCAUUCUUUCACCAGGCUCACCUAAUGUCAUGCUUGGAAUUUCAAUGGGGAGUCAUCAGAUUCAGUAAUAUUUGUAUAGCAAACAUAUACAUUGAGCAGAGGCUGAAUCCCUUUCCUCCUUAGAAAUAUUAAACUAGUUCAGUUUGGAUGUGAUUUCUUCUAUGCCUAGUGGGCAUUUCUUCUGAAUACACUGAAGUCACGUGGUUAAAAGGUGGGAUUUGCUACAUCCUGAAAAUGCAAUUUAUUUAUUUAUUUAUAGUUAGUUUGGUUACAUGCCUCCUUUCUCCCCAACAUGGUUUCCACUUGCAGUGAAAGUUGUCAGUGCUGUUGUGAAAGGAAGGAAGGAAGGAAGGAAGGAAGGAAGG
Molecule: messenger RNA, 3175 nt
Organism: Sceloporus undulatus (fence lizard)
Lineage: Eukaryota; Metazoa; Chordata; Lepidosauria; Squamata; Phrynosomatidae
Gene: NPY5R
Product: neuropeptide Y receptor Y5
Exons: 3
Coding region: 289-1617 (442 amino acids)
Biological process (GO): G protein-coupled receptor signaling pathway
Cellular component (GO): neuron projection; plasma membrane
Molecular function (GO): neuropeptide binding; neuropeptide Y receptor activity
Source: RefSeq, a predicted model, not a curated record